Durotheca rogersii is the source of this 1230-nucleotide messenger RNA. RefSeq lists its product as uncharacterized. The record is from RefSeq and is a predicted model, not a curated record. The coding region runs from base 122 to 898 and encodes 258 amino acids. Lineage: Eukaryota; Fungi; Ascomycota; Sordariomycetes; Xylariales; Xylariaceae. The transcript has a single exon.
GCUGAGAGGCGAAGAUGGGGUGAUUGACGGUAUCUAUCUGUCGUCUUGGAAUUGAAGGCCGAGUCUGUUUGAGAUCGAGGACAACGUUAGCCAUUCGAGAACCCAGAUAGCUUCUCGCGCAAUGCGAUGCGACACGGCUCGGCCUGCGCUAGCCCGACGCAUCACCCUACAGCAUCCCACCCCGAGGAAAUGGGGGUCGUCGUCGCAUAGCUCCAUACCGUCCCCUAUCCGCAAGAGAUUUCUGCAGCGUUGGCCCUCUCCUCGCACCCCAGCGCGGCCGAGGCGAUUGAUUGGGACAAACAAAUACGCACACCUAGCAGGCGCAAAGGCUUGGACGGCGCGGGGGGGUAAGGAGACAUCGAGCGAGAGAACUUUUGCGUGUCGAGGCCAGAGCGGGUGGCGAUGCGAACGCAUCACAUCACCCCUCGCCCCAGGCGCAGAAAUACUUGAGAAAUGGGGGCAGGCGAUGAAGGGAAGAUGUACGUAUGCCGUAGACGUCGUGUGGUGGGGCCGUACGGAUUUCCGCGACCCCUACAGGCCUAGAGACGGAAUGCGGGCACACACGACGACGACGACGACGACGACAAGUAUCGCGAUCUCUAUGCGGGAGACGGACUGGGAGCGAGGAGGUUGGGCUUACCUAGGGGACCUUACGGGUUCUGUCGACGAGGAAGACUGCGAAGAGGCUUGGUCAAUCUCGAAUGGUCGCUGCAAGGUGGGAUUGAGGCCCAGGUCAGCGUACGCGAUAGGGACGAGGGUGUUGGUUCGGGGGUUGUCAGAGACGCCGAAGACAAGAGGCGAACUGGUCGAUGUAGGAAAAGACCAGGUCAGGCGGAGCCCACGGGCGAUAUCGAGAAGGGGAGUCGGGGAGGAAGAAAAUAUGAGGUUGGCUGGGUAGAGAAGAGUAAAAAUUAUUUGGGAUGUUGGCUGAUAGGAAUUUUGAAUUUCAUGGAAGGAGAGACCCGACCCGUGCAAAAUUGGAAAGCGUGACAAAAAGCGGUAUGGCGGGGAAUUGCCCAGCUAGAUACCUCAGGUACAUAGGCGCUUUGCAUUCCAUCUAUGGGAGGCGAAGUAUUGUACUUAACCCCCCCUUUCCUCUGGUGGGAGGAAGGGGCAAAGUUCCCCAAGGAGGUGCCGGAGGUAUAAAUGAGAGGUACCUACAGGUAGGUAUAUACCGCAGUACUUAGGUAGGUAGGCAUAGGCAUGUACCACAGGUGCGCGUACGCCUGC